UGAGAAAAGCAAUAAAUAAUAUUUGCGAUAGCACCUGUAAACAGAAAGAAAAAAGAAACAAAAAUAAUGGAUCGAAAGAGAGACCGACACUCUCAAUACCGCCGUGCUCCUUACUCCUUCCCUAAACGGCGUCGUCCUCUUCCACCGCCGGCAUAUGAUGAGGCCAGCACCGUUGCAGCAGAGGACGAUCUUUUGCCGGAAACUUCCCCGGCUUCUUCCAAACUACCGACGACGGUGGUUAUUAUUGGGGUUCCGGCAGAGUGUUCUGUCUUAGACCUAAAGUCUCGGUUUGAGAUCUACGGCUCAAUCUCUCGCACCCGAAUGGACCCCACUGGGCUCGGAUACAUCACCUUCCGGUCCAAAGAUUCUGCAGAGUCCGCCAUGUCUGCUUCUGCUGACGCCACUUUCCCCAUUAUCCUUCAUUCCAAACCAGUGCAAGUAAUGUGGGCAAGUGAUCCAUUGCCAGAGCAGAAGGAAGGGGCGUCUAAGAGAGAAGGAACAUUGGCAGUUUCCUCUAAGUUGGUUAGAGCAGAAGUGCCUCUAAGUAGGCAUGGGAGAGGUAACAGGCUGGGUUCAGAUAUUGUGAACCCCAAAGAUGACAACAAAACGAAUAGUAAUAAUACUUAUAAGAAACGAGGUGGGAUUGCCUCCAGGUUAGGGGAUCCAUUCAAGGGCAGGGAGCUCGUUGCCUAUGAUGAUAUUCUUUGAUUUAGAAUCGUAUAUGUGAGGAA
Molecule: messenger RNA, 731 nt
Organism: Cuscuta epithymum
Lineage: Eukaryota; Viridiplantae; Streptophyta; Magnoliopsida; Solanales; Convolvulaceae
Source: the annotation of a GenBank genome assembly